UUUUCUUUAAAUGACAAGAAAGAUUGUACAUUUCUAUGUUAAACAUCGUCGGAAUAUCCGUAAAGUUAUAAAUUGCAUGUAAUACAAUAAAACAAACUACUUAUAUUUGCCAUAAUCGCAAAGGUGUACGCACGAAGACUGUAUGAAUCACAUGUUUUCUGAAUAAAUUAUAUAUUUAAACCUUGAUCUUUUUUACAGGUAAAUUUCAUCUCUCAUGUAUUAUUCCGGACACGAGAAAAAGUACAUGUGAACAUUGUUUAAGCAUAUGAUUAUCAAACAUUAUAACCUGCAAAUAACAUAUAGGCCUAGUGUAAACCUUAUAGGUUUAUGAGUGUACAUCUAAGUGAUGACAAAAAGACGGAUGUAGCUGUCAAUAUGUAAAGUAUUAUGUGAAAGUGGUACUUUCUCAAUUGCUUCCGUAGUAAUGACAAGUAUUGAGAGUUCAACGAUUGUGUGUCGUUUAUAUUGUAAUUUGUGAGCCAUGUUUGUCCAUUAAAGAUGUAACGAGUCAUGUAUUUUUUGUGGAGCCUCACUAUUUUCUGUGUAUAUAUAGUUGAUUCUAAAGUAAAGACCAAUGAGGCAUUUGUCACAAAUAACAGUUUUACAUGGAUGCAGGCAAAAUCAAGUUGUAAGCUGAUUGGACAAGAUAGUAAUGUAAAAACAGCUUCUGAUGUGAUACAGACAGUAUGGAUAGACGCAAAAGCUACUUAUUCCCCAUGGAUAGAAUACUUAGGUUGCUUUCAAGUCAACAGACAGAAAAAGGCGUUUUCGUACGUAACAGCAGGAAAACAAGUCCAUGAGUGUUUGCAAAUUUGCAGUGAUUAUCAGUAUAUAGGAAUCCAGCAAACCCGAUGUAUUUGCCCGUUAUCAAAUUCUAUAGUAGAAAUUAAUGAUCAAAGAUGCGAAUCGAAGACAUGUGUUCAAGACAAUGAUGGUUUGUGUGUAGAUGAUAAUGAAGAAGUUAUGUAUGCUGUAUAUAAAAAGGUAUCAAUUGAAUCAGAGGUAGGAAUAGGGAACUGCUUGACAAUGGUAGAGAACAGUGCUGGGACAGACUUUUAUUGGGCAAACCGCUGUGAUUUAAGAUUAUACCAAGUUUGUGAACAUGAAAAGAACAAGACUGGCAUACAAACGGCGGAGAUAAUUCAUGAUAUAUGGACACUGUCUCACACGCACUGUUCUAGUGGCAAACUAGGAUUGUAUUCUGUUACCAAUCUACAAAAGCUGCAGCUUAUAAGCAACACGUAUUAUUGGCUAGGUGAUAUCAGACGUCCUACAUAUACAUUUUACAGCGACAUAACAAGUUCACGAGAUCACUGUGUAGCUGCCAUAAUAGACAGAAGUGGUAAUCUAGAACGAUAUGUAGAAGAUUGUAAUAAAUCUUUGCCAGCGUUAUGCAAUCACCCUGAUGUAACAGUUCCUACAGGUGGUUUAGAAGUAGAACGCGAUCAUAUUACCUUAAUAGUAGUUCUUAUAUCAGUAGUAGUUUUUGCUGGAUUAGUACUUGUCCUUUUAUGUAUGAGGAUAAAAAAGAAUCAUUCACACCGCCUUCAUUCAAAACAUCCUUCAUCAAAGACUAUUGAUAGUGAUAAAGCAUAUGCUGAAAUCAGAAAGCCAGAUACAGAUCUCAAGCCCAUUUCGAACAUUUACAGUGUACAGACACAAUCGGAAUAUGAUCACAUUAAUCAUUGCAAAAAUGGGACAGAAAAUAAAAAUGGAAAUAUUUAUGACAUUAAUAAUUCUAUUGAAGAAAGUGAAGAUCACUAUGAUCAUACAAAUACAAAGGAACAUGACAAACAGUUUGCUGUUAACUCGGGAGAUUAUGUGCAAAUAUCAGUUCGUAUAAACGAGGUGUCUCCCUUAUGAAGCGUAUUUGUAUUUUAAUGAUACAAAGUAUACAAACAUAUCGAAACAGGUCUUAAGUAACAUGUUGAUGACUUUAUACUUUAUGAUCAGUUUGGGCCGCUAAGCUCUGAUUCGUUUAUUACCAGAGCAUUUAAUAGAUCAUUUAUUCUGACCAAAAGUAAACGUUUUACAGCUUCAUUUGAUAAAUAUGGUUUCCAACGAUAUUCUUUUAUUCAAAUUAAACCCAAGCGCUAGCUACAUUUUUAUAGUUAUUGGCAUAAUUUUGUGUUAAACUGAAAAUUUAAAUACAGUAACUUCAAAUGUAACAUUGAACACGAAAAAGUAUUCAUACAGGAUACAAAAUUAUAUAAAACUGGAAGCUUUGCAUCGUCUGUCGAAAAUACCAUACGUGGUCCUGACUGUCCUUUAAAAGUACGAAACUUUAAAAAAAAAAUGGUUUUGUAAUUGUCAGUAAUUUGACUCGCAGUAUUAUUCUUUUCUUUUAUAUUCAUCUAUAUUUUAGAGUGAUUUUGUCUUAUACACAUGUAUAAUGAUAAAAGCACUUACUUUUCUAUCAUCAUAAGUUUUAUUAUCGUUAACCUAAAACGUUGGUGUGAAUCUUAACAAGGGGACAUUUGUCAUUGCUCUUUUUAAAUUCCUUAGAAUCAAUGGCUUAUCAAAGGCGUAAUCUUGCAAAUCAUAAAAAAGGUUUUGUUAUUACUUCAUGGUUAAUCCAUAGUCCACUUUUUAAUUACAAUCGAUGCAAUUUGGAAGACAAAAUAGUCGUAAUAGGUUUAAGAUAUACGAUACAAUCAUAUCAUUUCCCCCUGCAUUACAUGAACUAAGCGUGAUUUUCAUUCUUUUAUUUGCGCUUACUUAAACAGGACACGUGUCCUACCAAAUAGAAGGUAAACUGUUGAAAACAUGUAUACACUUUGGAUAAUAUUAUAAAAACAUGUAUUAGCUUUAUUCUUCAAUAUGUAAUUCACACAUUCAAUGAUUUAGACUUUUGAUUAUUAUUCGAUGUAAUAUCAAAUAAAUUAUGGUUGACACUUAAAUACAGCUCAAGACGACAAUGCGUAUUGUUUUUUGUUUUUUUCAGUUCCCUGGAACUUUCUUUUUUAUGCCAAAUAUUAAUCAAUUAAUAACUGAUUGUUAAUCAACCGGAAUUUUUUUAUCGUACAUAAAACAAAUGUUUGAAAAAGGAUCAAAUACAUUGACGACGGUAAAUCUACUAUACAGCGAUAUGUUUGAAAAAAUUACAGAAUAAUAGUUUUAUUUAUCAUAUGGUUUAGAAGUCAUAUCUGAUCCCUUGUGUAUCAAUCAACUAGAAAUCUUUCUUUCGUUUAUGUAAGCCGCUGUUUCUUUAAGGAAACGUUUCCUCGAUAACGCCAAAAUACAGAAAA
Mytilus trossulus (common blue mussel) is the source of this 3248-nucleotide messenger RNA. RefSeq lists its product as uncharacterized. The record is from RefSeq and is a predicted model, not a curated record. Lineage: Eukaryota; Metazoa; Mollusca; Bivalvia; Mytilida; Mytilidae. The transcript has 9 exons. Bases 511 to 1863 code for a protein of 450 amino acids.